Messenger RNA from Clunio marinus, 420 nucleotides. The record is from the annotation of a GenBank genome assembly. Lineage: Eukaryota; Metazoa; Arthropoda; Insecta; Diptera; Chironomidae.
AUGAAAGCAAAUUCAUCGAUAACUUUGAUGAAAGAUUUCGUUUUUUCUUGGAAGUCCUUACCUGAUAAAUCUUCAAUGAUAAAGUUGAAUCUGCAUAAUCUCAACCAUUGCGAUUCGUUAACUUCUUUCCAUUUAGUCAUCCAAAGCCACCAUCAGAGCCAAGUUGAAGCAUCACCUAAGGACAACAAGAAAAAUUAUUUAAAACUCAAAAUCUUUACAAAAAGGUUAUCGAUGAAUUUGGAGAUCAUUUUUGUGAACGCAGUUCCUAUCAUGAACAUUUCGAAGAAAGUAGAAGAAUUUCCCCCUCAUUUGCAUCAAAAUAAAUCUUCAACUCUGCCCAUUACAAUAUCUAGUAGAUUUAAAUUUGUUUGUGAAAAUUCGAAACAAGUUUUCACCUUUCAGUACAACUACAAUACUUAA